UCUAGAGGUUAUAUUUCGCAAUCGUCCUUAACUCACGUAUAUGAUUUUUUACGUAAAUGAGAAACAAAUAUACUUGAACGUAGUAUCUACGAUGUAAUACCAACGUCAAAUAUAGUUAGUUGACGAAACCGGUGUCUACAUAAGCGAGCUAGUAUGUCUACGACAAAAUUUAGAUUCAUUUUAAGAGACUUGGGGAUGAUGAGACUGUGGAGUGCAUGGACGCAUAAAUAUAUAUUUAGUAGUGUUGUGAGAAGGUGUAUACGUGAUCGUGGGGUUCGAGAAGUGAUACAACGCUUCAGACACACAAUUUUACGUCCAAAACGAACGUUGUUAUUAUCUGCAACAGCGGCUUAUAAAAGUCAUGACGAUUCGUUUAGCUGCGAUCAAGGGAUAUCGGAUGGUGAAUUACAGGAUUUAGUAUUGGAAUUGGAGAAUGCCCAGAAUCUUGUCAAGAUGACGAUGUACUGCACGAGCUGUGGGAAGCGGCUCGUGAUUGACAGGAAACAGUCUGACGUUAUAUAUUGUGGGUGUAAAGCGCCCACGUCACAAAGUGACUCCUCAGACGGGUGGGUUCCGUAUAUGGAGGCGAAUGACGUCAUCAUAUGGAGAAAGGAGUACAAACCUGGCAAAGGACUUUAUGCAUAUAAAGUUUACGGCCGUUACCCGGAAGUGGUUGCCAGUGAUUUCGCAGCCGUGCAAAUAGAUGGCGCUUAUCGUCGCGCGUGGGACUCGGCGGUCGCGGCGCUGGCCGUGGUGCAACGUGACGCUCGUGGCGUUCCCGGACAGGCGGUGCUGCACUGGGAGGUGCUGUGGCCGAGACUGUUCGCGAACCGAGAUUACGUUUACAUAAGGCGUCACAAAGAAUUCGAUAUAACGAUUAAAAAUAAAACGAAAACACCGGAAACACCGUUGCAAACAUUCGAAACGAGCGUGCACGCGAAAGCGAAAAGGAAAUCCAUAGAGAGCUACGCGAUAGACAAGGACGGAGAUAUAAAGAAUAAAGUGUAUAUAAUUGUAUCGAAGUCGUGCGAACAUCCGGAUGUGCCGGAAACGAAGCAUGCGAUACGUGUCGCGGAGUACUGGAGCCACAUGGUCGUGAAGAGUUUGGAGGGGACCGAUAAGCCGGGCAUGGAGUUCGUGCUGACGUACUACGACGAGCCGUGCGUGGGCGGCAUGCCGGGCGGCGUGGCGGCGUGGGCAUCCAGCCGCGCCGCGCCCGCCUACCUGCAGCGCAUGCGCCGCGCCGCCUACGACUACCGCGGCUGGGCGGCGCACCGGCCCAAACAGGACCUACCAGAUUUCGUACCGUUCGGGCCAGAUCAAGUCAACAACGAGCUGGCCAUCCAAAUGAAAGAGCAAGAUAUGGAGUCGUCAAAACUAGGACCGGAAAUGGAGAAUGUGACAACACGAGAGCAAGGGUCGCAGACUGAAGAGUUCCUAAUAAAAAACUAUUGUAUAAACAGCGAUGAGAUUGUCAAAAAUGAGUUACAAGAUAAGAAGAAUGAUGGGAAAGGUGAUGAACAAAAGAAUAGUGAAGUUACUAUACAGACGAAUGGAAAGAAUACGUCUAAGAGUGAUAAGGAUGCAUCAGGCGUACAAGAGGGAGACAGCGAAAAAGCACCGGAGGAAGAGAACAAUGGUGGAUGGUGGCGAUACCUAUACCCGUUCUACUAUUUCGUUUGAUCCGAGGUCAAUUAACCAGUGGCUCAUAAAAUGAGACGGUUUUAAUGUAUGGAUCAUGAUGAGCCACCCGUUAAAAUUAAUUGUUUUAAGCGUAAGUUUAAAUAUAGCUUUAAUUAACGAUGAAAAAGUGUUAUUCUUAAGAGAUUUCUAAAAAUAUCGUAAUAAUUAUAUUGUUUAAAAUAAAUUGUAAGAACAAACUCACUCACUCGGCGCAGAAAACGGUCGUAAGAUAUCAGACAGUGUCAUGCGACAUUGACCUUAAUAGUUAUAACAUUUUAUGAAUACAUGCAUCAAAAUAGCGUGUCAUAAUAAAUUUUACUUGGUAGAAAUUGUUGGUAGGGCUUUGUGCAAACCCGCCUGGGUAGCAGCAACAUCCUGUAAAUGUCCCACUGCUGGGCUAAGGCCUCAUCUCCUUUUUCGAGGACAAGGUUUGAGCUUAUUCCACCACGCUGCUCCAAUGCGGUUUGGUGGAAUACACAUGUUGUAGAAUUUCAGUGAAAUUAGACACAUGCAGGUUUCCUCAUGAGGUUUUCCUUCACCGUCAAGCACAAGAUGAAUUAUAAACACAAAUUAAGUACAUGAAAAUUCAGUGGUGCAUUCCCGCGUUAGAAACCACGAUCAUCGGCUAAGAUUCACGUGUUCUUAACACUGGGCCAUCUCGGCUUAGAUGAUCAUAUAAUAUAUUCUACUACCAAGCGAUGCAUAAUAUUGUUGUGUUCCGGCUUAAAGGAUGAGUUAGUCAGUGUAUAUAUUAGUUCCUAAUGUUGUAAACAUUUCUUAUAAUGCCAAAGCAUACGGGCGGUGGUGACCACAUCAGGUCCACUUGCAAUUCCGCCUACCUAAAAUAAUAAAAAUUUGGUUGUGAACAUCUCACGAGUGAGUAAUGAGUGAGUUCUUACGAAAUAGUACAAUAGAUCGAAUGUUUUUUUAUAAACUGGCUUUGUACAAUGUCUGUGUAAAUGGUGUUUUUUUAUUGAUUUACUAACGACUGGGUUAUAGACAAGAAAUUUUUAAUAUAAUUAAGGACAUAAUGACAGUUAAAAAAUUAAAAAAAAAACAUUUAAAAUAACGAAUGUCGUCUCUCUUUGCUAAUAUGUUCGAUUGCGUUGACGAUUAAACGAUCUGUAUGUAGUUUCGAUUGUUGUCAUUAGAUGGCGCUGUAUUCAGUUGAAAGUAAAUAACUCGCAAUAAGCAAAUCAAUCGCACUAGGGACACUGAUAAUGACGUAGUUUUAAAGAUCAUUUAGGUUUUAUUAAUAAUGGCAUUUUUUCAUAUGUUUAUCAAUUAUUUAACCAAAAAACAGCACGUAGUUGGAAAGCGCACUGUCCCGCUUAAAACGGGACGCGUGGGCACAUUAGUCAUUUAUUAUAUAAGAACCGUAGGGCUAUUCCCUAAGAAAAAAUUUGUGUUAUUUCGUGAAAUGUCAGAAUUUGAUAUGCGAUAUUGGUUAUUAUAAUUAUUAUAUUUAAAUGAUACACGUGUCAAAAUAGCUUGACAAUGUAAGUCGAUUUUAUUUCACGAGCGAGAUACUUAGACUUAAAGAAUAGCACGGCUGAUAUGUAUGAUUAGGAUAUACAUAUUUAAUAGUAGUUUUCGCCGCUUCGCCCGCGUGUGUGUGUGUGUGGUGGGGAGGGUGGUGUAGCGAGUUGUUUGUAUGUCCUUUCUGCACUCCAAACGUGUAUUCAAAAUUUUAUCAUGAGUAACAAGCAAACUGACCUCCGCAUUUAUAAUAUUAGUAAGAACUCGCUACCCACGGUUAGAAUAAGAGUCUACAUGAAACAUUGAUAUUGGAGGGACAAACAUGCAGAGAACAUUUUUUUUUUUGGUUCAGGGCCCUCGCUGACUAUAUAUAUAACACCUCGCCAAAGUUUCAUCACAACCAGAUCAAUAAUUUAGGAAUUUAUACAGGACGAACAGACACUCAUCCAUUUUUAUUAAUUAGAAGAUAACAUAUAUAUUAAAUGUAUGUUGAUUUCUAUAAUCUAUAUUACCAUCGCCAUUUUGCAUUGAUGACGUCAUAAACUACAUCGCUGGUCGCGUAUGUACUAAAUAAUAUCUAAAUAUGUCGUACCAAUGAAGGCUUGAUUUAUAAAUGGCGUAUAGUGAUUAUAUUCGAAAAUAAAAUUAACAAAAAAGAAAAUAUUCGAAAACAGUGAGAUUGCCGACAUUUAUAAACAUUCUCUUAAUUGAUACGUUAUUAUAUAUUAGAUUAUAUCGUCUCGAAUACAUAUGUAUAUAAGGACACAGUCUCGAUAAAAACAUAAGACUAAAUAUAAUAUAAUUCUUAUAAUAUUGAAACAAUGCAUAUUAAAUGUUAAAAAUUAGCAGUUCUCAGACAUUUUUGAUUGAAUAUAAUAUUUACUUCAAGGAACUGCUUCUACUUCUGGAGUACAACGCCUCGAUCCGUUAUUGAACUUGGAGAACUGUUUAUAAAAAUAAUUCUAUAGUGGCAACACUAAUUUGGGCUUCUUUGUAUUUGCUCGGCCUUUUAACUUUGGAUCUUUGCUUAGCUUGAUUAUAUCGAUGAGUUAUUUAAAAAUAAUCCUGUGCCUGAUGAUGGAUUGUUGUUGCUGUCGUUUUGAUCAUAUUUGUGCACUAUAACAUGUGCUGUGCCAUGUCUGGCCUUGCUCGCAAAAUGGCAAGGACAGCAUACAAUUAUAUCAUGUUUGUGAAUCAGCCAUUGUCCGCGCCAAUUAUGUUUCUUACAAGAACAAAGUAAAUUUACAUAUAUAUUUAUAAAAUAAUGUUUAAUAUAAGACUUCGCCAAUGAAACAGGUUCCAAUUACAUUUAUAACGAAAUUUAUAGUCUGUGGUAAAGAUGUAUAAAAUAAUAAUGUGUUUUUUUUUUUAAAUUGUCAUAUAAAUUAAAUAGGUGCUAGGAUUCAAAAAAGCAAUAUGGACUAAAGUCGAUUUCAUUAGCAGCAAGAAUAAAGAUAAAUAAAUAUUUGAUUUUGAAUUAAAAUGACGUCAUUCGUCAAUAUUAAUAAUCUGUGGUGUUUUAAUGUGGGUUCGUUCGGAAAUGGCAUUUUGAAUGUCGACGAAGUUGUUUUGGAAGUGAAAUUUAUGUGUAUAUAAUUAGUUGAGUGCAAUAGUGUUGUGUUAUAUAUAGAGAUAUAUUAAUCGAGAACUGUUCGUAGUGCGUGAUAUAGCAGCUUAGCGAAUCGUUUGAAAUAUGUAGGCUUAAAGUUUAUUGAUCUUUAUUGCUUCUGCUAUUGGAGUAUACAAUGAUAUAAUUAUGUAACUGGUGGUAGGGCUUUGUGCAAGCUCGUCUGGGUAGGUACUACACCCAUCAGAUAUUGUACCGCAAAACAGCAGUACUUGGUAUUGUUGUGUUCCGGUUUGAAGGGUGAGUGAGCCAGUGUAAAUACAUGCACAAAGGACAUUACAUCUUAGUUCCCAAGGUUGGUGGCGCAUUGGCUAUGUAAGCGAUGAUUAACAUUUCUUACAAUGCCAAUCUAUGGGCGUUUGUGACCACUUACCAUCAGGUGGCCCAUAUGCUCGUCCGCCUACACUAAAAGGAGAUCGAUGGCAAUAAUUUGUUUUUAAUAAGUUGAUUGGGAGAUUGUAUUUAAAACCAUAGACAAAAUUAUAACGUUGAUAAAUAUAAGUGCAGCUAUGGUACGUUUCAAUAGAUUUUCCAAUUACUACGAUCGAGUUUUUGUUACAUUUAACAUAUACGGUCUUACUAAUAAACGUAACAAGGGACAGAACAUCUUAGUUCCCAAAUUUGAUUGCGUAUUGGAGAUGUCUGGAAGGUGUAUUGUUAUUUUUUCAUAUACAUUUCCUUUUAUAUAUAAAUAAUAGUAUAUAUAAUAUACAUGUGUUAAAAUCAAGUUACGGUUUUUGGUUAAGCAGCAUAUUAAUUUAUAAUAAUUUUUUUAUAUCAAAACCGUCUGAUGAAAUUCAGUGUUCGGUUUGAAAUAAAUAAGUAAUUUAUAAAAUGAAAUUAUAGUGGAUUUGCGUGUUUAUUAAUAUCUGUUAUGUUAUAAGUGAAUAUAUAAAAAAUAGUAAUAUAUAUAUCAAAGGUUUGUUUACCUUUUUUUUUGGUCAAAUCAUUGAGAUAACUUCAGACCGGCAAAGUUAUAUUGCGCGUACUUGUUAGGUCAUUAUGGCUGUCCAAUAUAUGUCCAUGGUAAAGUAGCGAUGCGAACGAAAUAUUUUGUUAUUAUUACUUGUAAGUAGUUUGUAUAAAUAGAAAUUAUUGUUAAUAAUAUGUGAAUCGGUUAUUGUUAAUAAAUAAUUAUUGUUUUAUUGUU
Molecule: messenger RNA, 5939 nt
Organism: Nymphalis io (European peacock)
Lineage: Eukaryota; Metazoa; Arthropoda; Insecta; Lepidoptera; Nymphalidae
Exons: 9
Coding region: 154-1683 (509 amino acids)
Molecular function (GO): lipid binding
Source: RefSeq, a predicted model, not a curated record